UAAGGUGAGUCACAUGACCGUGUCCCCAACCGAAGCCAGUAAAUAUCAGGCUAGCUAGCACUCUUUUAGCUACUCCCAGUUCCAGUAGACCAGACCAUGCUUUUUCAGCUGUCAUCGGCCAGUUGUCAGUCCAGCGUGUGUAGCCUGUUCGGUGGUGCUUUUCGUUAAGCGAUGACCUCCCAGUAAGAGAGACUCCGUCCUUUAAAAAAAAUCAGCUCUGUAGACUUGGCUGGCUUUACAGGUUAGCUUAGCGCUAGCAAGCUGCGUCCAGAGGAGGUGUCGUUGCUAGUGACUAUGCAAGGGGAAACCACGACGAUCCGAAUCACGGAAAACGAAGGCAAGCUGGAUGUAUAUCCCCAGAACAGGACCCCGAGCUCGGGGAGAGCGAGUGCCAAAAGCUGGCAGUACAGCGAUCACAUGGAGAAUAUUGAUGGCUACCUGAUGAAAUAUACCAACCUGGUGACAGGCUGGCAGUACAGGUUCUUUGUCUUGAACAACGAGGCGGGCCUGCUUGAGUAUUUUGUCAAUGAGCAGUCACGGCCACAGAAGCCCCGUGGCAUGCUCCCUUUGGCCGGGGCCGUCAUUUCCCCAAGUGAUGAGGACUCGCAUACCUUCACUGUCAAUGCCAUCAGUGGGGAGCAGUACAAGCUCAGGGCCUCUGAUGCCAAAGAGAGGCAGCACUGGGUCAGCAGGCUACAGAUCUGCACGCAGCACCACACAGAGGCCAUGGGGAAGAGUCAGCCUCCAUCAAAGUCCCGGAGUUACUCCACGGCGUCUCAGGGCAGCGGCAGCUCCCCGAUGUCCAUGCGCCGGCACAGCCAAAACCCCGCCUCUUUGUUUGGCUGGUCGCAGGUCAGAGGCUCGUCGGCCUACUCCAGUAAGAGGUCCCUGCUGCCCGACCACCUGAUGGACGCAAGAGAGAUGAUGAGCCAAGCCCAGGGUCAGCACAAAGACCUGAUCCAGGGCAUUGAGGGCCUGCCUGCGACUCCUGGCCUUUCCCCCCUGGACCAGGACCUGCUGAUGCUCAAGGCCACUUCUAUGGCCACCAUGAACUGCCUCAAUGAGUGCCUGCACAUCCUCCACCUGCAGCAGGUGGCCCGACAGAGAAGCUCCCUAGGAGGACCCACCAUUGAGUGGCUGGAGCCCAAACUGCCCGACAUCCUGAAGAAUGGCAGCAGCUCUCUGGGCAGCUUCGCGACAGGUGAGGGCCCGCUGGAGGGGAACCACUUGGAGCUCAGCAGCCCCGAGUCCUGCAACUUCUCCGGGGAACAGGAAGACAUAGAUGCAGAGGAUGAAUUGGAGGACUCCUUUACGGACAAGGAGGAGGACCUGGGUGCCGUGGAGGAGGAACGGAGCGUCAUCCUACACCUGCUGUCGCAGCUGAAGCUGGGGAUGGACCUCACGCGGGUGGUCCUCCCCACCUUCAUUCUCGAGAAGCGCUCUCUGCUGGAGAUGUACGCAGACUUCAUGUCCCAUCCGGAUCUCUUUGUGACCAUCACAGACGGCAGCAGUCCGGAGGACCGCAUGGUCCGGUUUGUGGAGUACUACCUCACCUCCUUCCACGAGGGCCGCAAAGGCGCCAUUGCCAAAAAACCCUACAACCCCAUCAUUGGCGAGACCUUCCACUGCUCCUGGAAGGUGCCCAAGAGACCAGACGCCUCCAAGGAGCCUUCACAGGGAAGCCCCGACCCCACUGCUUCCAGCCAGGACUCCUACCAAGUGCGCUUUGUGGCGGAGCAGGUUUCCCAUCAUCCCCCUGUGUCUGGUUUCUACGCCGAAUGCCAGGAGAGGCGGAUGUGUGUGAACACACAUGUGUGGACCAAGAGCAAGUUCAUGGGCAUGUCCAUCGGGGUAUCGAUGGUGGGGGAAGGUUGUCUGUAUUUGCUGGAGCACGAUGAGGAGUACACCUUCACGCUGCCCUGCGCCUAUGCUCGCUCCAUCCUCACCGUUCCCUGGGUGGAACUUGGCGGCAAAGUCACCAUCAACUGCGCCAAGUCGGGUUACUCGGCAGUCAUUACUUUCCAGACUAAACCCUUUUAUGGAGGCAAAUUACACAAGGUAACAGCAGAGGUGAAGCACAACUCCACCAAUGCAGUGGUGUGCCGCGUACAGGGCGAGUGGAACGGCGUCUUGGAGUUCAGCUUCACUAACGGAGAGAUGAGGGUGGUCGACGUCACCAGGCUGCCUGUGACGAAGAAGCACGUGCGGCCAGUAGAGAAGCAAGGACCGACUGAAUCCAGGCGCCUGUGGCAGCACGUGACCGAGGCUUUACGGCAGAAAGACGUCGAGAAAGCCACUGAGCAUAAGACGGUCCUCGAGGAGAGGCAGCGGACAGAAGAGAGGCACCGUGUCGAGACAGAAACCCCCUGGAGGACCCGAUACUUUGACAGAGAGGGUGAAGGUUGGGUUUAUCACAAGCCACUUUGGAAAAACUCUACAUUCAAAUCCUAGUUUCUUCAGCCCUCUCCUAUCUUGGAUGUUGAUAUUGUAGAUUCAGGUGUGUGUGUGUGUUUGUGAGUGUGCCGGAGUGUGUCUGCGUGCACACACGCAUGUGGCCGUUGGUUAUGAAAUGACAAGCAUGACCUGCACUGACGUACAGACGAAUGCGACGCUGAGGGGGGAGAAGGACCGAGACGGCAUGACCGAAGGUGUUCUCGAAUCUCUCACAUGAUGUUCAGGAAGAGUACAAGUUUUUGUACUGCAGAUUAGGUUUUUGUUUUAAAUAAUCUAAUGUCAAUGAAAACAUAUUCUUGUACAGGUAAUGGUACUCUAUUUACACAGCCUUAAGAUGAUCUGAUGAAUGAUACUCUGUUUGGACUCGGAUGAUCCGCCUGGAUAUGGUUUCUUCUUCUUCUCCUCUUUUUAAACUGUGGUCUAACCUGAGGAUAAAGGGACUUUUGGUGAAUAUCUUCUUUAAAUAGGAAAGAAAAUCCCCAAGUAACUGGAGAAUACAUCUCAUAAAGCUGAAUCUGUGUAUUUGAGCUGAUAAAACAGAAGUCAUUCCCUCUGUCACUGGAUGUAUUUACUUACUCGUGGUGUUUUGAUCUGAGCAGUACAGAAACAUUUAGUGGAUGCCUCCCAGAGUAAUUAUUAAACGGGGCAAUUUCCCAGAGUAUAUACAUAAAAUAGCACAUUGAGCAGUGCUUACAGAAAUUUACGUACUUUAAAAUGACAGAUUUAAAGAAAAGUACUAAAAAUUAAAAAAUAACGGCAUCUGAAUACUGAACACUAAAUUCACUCACUGUUUACUGUAGACUGCACUGCGUUUAAUGUGUUUACUCUCAUUUUAUACAUUUAUUUAUCUUGUCACUCUGAAGGAAAGGCCCCAGUCAUAUAGGCCUAGAGACAGGUUGGCAACCUGAUGGCAACCACCAGUUGGUAGGUGGUGCUGGCAGUUGCAAAGAAGGUGCACUAGAACUGCUUUAGUUUCUAACAUGUUGCUUAUAGUUUGCUUGGAAGGCACCAACUUGUCUGCAAACACUUUGCAAUGGCUCUCUGAGCAGUAGUGAAACUAUGAAGAGUGCAAAACAAGCCUGUAAUAGAGACCGCUCACCCUCAAGGUGGAAGUUGAGUCCUUUAAAACAUGUUUUCAGUAAUAAGGCGUACUUUUACUUUGAAUUUGAACGGUGUCUAUUUCCGGUUUGCAUCACAUUCCCAAUUCGUAGUUUCACUCCUGCUCAGAGAGUAGUUGGGAGACUGUUUGGAUAACACCCAACGUUUCUUUGCACCAACUACUCACGACCUUUCACCGAAGCAAUAACAAAGAGGUUAUUGGUGCCAGCACCCUAUAUCGCUUUGCGAUCAGUUUUACCUUGCAACUGCUGGGAACCACUCCCCAAGCAGUUUGGAAAUAUGCCCCCCUCCCCCAGUGAUGAGAGGUUGCCUGGGGUUUCCAGGUGUGCGUAAGAAGCCUAAGAUGACCUUGGUGGCAUCACUAUGACUCUAUUAGGGUUUUUUUUUUGUUGUUGUUGUUUUUUAAAUCAUAAAAUUUAGUUCAAGCUCCCCUUUAAGCUGUAAGCAGAUCCAUCUUAGGGUUUGGUGAUGGGUAAAAUUCUCCAACAGUUCCAAAUAGUUACCGUGUCCAGUAGUGGGUGCUGUGUUUGUGCAACAAUUGCUCAGUAAUGCAUUGUGCCACGAGGUUUCCUUAACAUCAACCGUACAUUUCCAGAGGGGUGUACAACAAAGCAAGUUCAACAACCUAAAAACACGUUCACAGAUCAUCUGUUGUACUAAUCAACUUUGUUAACUUUCGAACGUUAUUGGAUUUCAUGACUUAAAUAAUCUGAUAUAUUGGUUAGUUUUUCUUGAGAUUUCCCUAAUGUUUGUUAUGUAUGAUUGUUUAUUAGCCGUUACUAAGGGCAUUGCAGUUCAAAAAUAAUCUUGUUUUAUUGUCACAAGUAAUGGAUUACUCUGUUAAAGUCUGCUUGGAGCAGUUGGUUAUUGUUUGUGGCUUCCAAUACGUUGCCAGCAGGAAGUUGCAGAGUGCCCUCUGGUGGACACACAACAUCAACCCCUGGCAAGGCUGAAGGGUGUUUCUCUCAUUUCUUUCUUCCCUACUUUAUCACGUUUUCAUUUUAACAGUUAUUAAUGGCAACAGAUUAGCACAUCGCUGACAUUAGCUAAUAGCUGAGAUGAGCCAAUAGCUAAGAUUAGCGCUGCUCUGAAAAUAACCCGCUCCACACCAGGUUGUUUGGCAUAAAUAAGGUUAGCACGUUGUUAAAGCAGGCCAUACAAAAGGCGUCAUACGUUUUGUGAUUUGGUGAUUUAUCCAGUUUGAACCCCCCGCACACACACGCCUUUGUGAUGCUGAAGACAUUGACUUUAGGCUAAACUUAGCUUGUUAUCCUUUCAUCUUGCUUCAUAGUACACCCCUCAGGUCUGUACAGCAGAAGGAGGCACCACCUUGUGGCACUAUUCAGCAAUUGCACUUUACAAGCUAAAUAAUUCUCAAGACAGACCACUAAAAGAACAAAACUUGCACAUUGACACUCCCCAUUGUAAGUGCUUAGUAGUGCAUUCGUGAGCAACUAUGAUGCAGAGUUUUAGGUAAGUAGGUCAGACCAAAAAACAGUGUUUUAAAAGAGCUAAAUGAGCACGUAACCAGCCAACAUGUACACUGAAUUUAACGCCAAGUUUAGUCAGUGUACGCCCUUGUUGAUGAUCACUAUAAAUUCCUUUAGAAACACAAAAAGUUUCCUUUCAAAGCUUCAGCUCUCAAUUUAAUGCUGAAUACUGUUAAUAUUGAUGUGGGUUUUGUUUUUGUUUGUUUUUUUGACAAGUUCACGUUGCUGGAACAGCAUGUUGUAGACUGAAAAUUAGCUAAUUUAAUUAAAUAAUUAAAUGAUUCAGUCGCAGGUGAAUGCUUCUUAAAAGGACAAAAAUGCUAUGCCACUCUUCAUGUCUUUUGCCUUUUUUCUUUGUGGUUUUGCAGUGUUUGGAAAAGUCCUGCAGCAUGAUAGCAAACUCAAACUAAAUUUCCUGAUGUCUGUUGUGAAAGCUUUUAACCAAAUUUGCUUCCUUUUGUAAUGUAAAUAAAUAUUUUCUUUAAAUGUGUGUCCAUCCCCGAGCUUGCCCUUCUUAUUUCUGGAGUCACUUUGAGUACUUCAUGUUCAAUCAGUGUUUGUUUUCCUCUUUGAUUCCACUCUACCGUGCUGUGAUAUAUACAUGAUAUCCUGUAUGUAUCGCCUCCCUGCUAAAGCAACACGUUCUGAGAGCAGAAAGCCACCCUGCCAUUGAUAAGCUACCCCCUUCAAAUCUCGGUGCCUUAUGUAAACUCUUCAUGUGCGUGUGCCGUCCAGCAAGGAGCACGGCACUCAUCACCUACUUAUCUGACCGAUGCAAUGAUGUAUGUAUUGUUAACGUGUGUUUGAUUUCUUUUUCUUUUUUGUUUUUUUAAAAAAAAAUCAAUGCUUGACGUCGAGACUUCGACUGAGCACUUUUACUAACGGUUUUGACAUCCUCCUAGUUUUUGGAUUCUGCUGGUUGUCUCGCAGGUCUCUGAAAUGCACUGAAGGAAACCUGGUAUGGGAAAAAAUGGAUGUGUGAGAUAAUCUAAUAAAUGGUGUAUCACUUGUA
Pundamilia nyererei is the source of this 6075-nucleotide messenger RNA. Its product is annotated as oxysterol-binding protein-related protein 11. NCBI's taxonomy places the organism in Eukaryota, Metazoa, Chordata, Actinopteri, Cichliformes, Cichlidae. Gene Ontology annotation, molecular function: sterol binding. Bases 295 to 2451 code for a protein of 718 amino acids. Gene Ontology annotation, cellular component: cytosol; membrane; Golgi apparatus. The record is from RefSeq and is a predicted model, not a curated record. The transcript is spliced from 13 exons.